CGGGGAGCGGCGCCGUUGGUCGCGUGGCCCGCGGGCCGAGGGCGCGCUAGGCCCCGGGGAGGAGGCGGGGGCGCGGGGCAUCGCCCGCCUCCCCGGGACCCGCCCCGGUGACAGGUCCGGCCUCUGAGUCCCCUCCGCGCUUCUGUCCGCAGGCAGCCGCGAGGGGACUAAGGCGCCCGCGCGCCCGCUCGCGCCGCGCCUCGGGCCGCCUGGGCCGCCGCCGCCGCCGCGUCCAUGACCGCGACCCCCGGGCCGGGGUCCGCCGCCGCCGCCGGCCCUCGGCCCUGUCGCCGCUCGCCGCCCGAGCCCACUGAGGACAGGACGGACGCCAGCGUGAGGAUGGCCGUGACCGUGGAGGAGGCGCCGUGGCUGGGCUGGAUGGUGGCGAAAGCCCUGAUGAGGUUCGCCUUCAUGGUCGCCAACAACCUGGUUGCCAUCCCGUCCUACAUCUGCUACGUGAUCGCCCUGCAGCCGCUGCGGGUGCUGGACAGCAAGAGCUUCUGGUACAUCGAAGGACUCAUGUACAAAUGGCUUUUGGGAAUGGUGGCUUCCUGGGGCUGGUACGCCGGAUACACGGUGAUGGAAUGGGGGGAAGAUAUUAAAGCAAUCACUAAAGAUGAAGCACUGAUGUUGGUGAACCACCAAGCAACUGGAGAUGUGUGUACAUUGAUGAUGUGCCUACAGGACAAAGGACCGGUUGUUGCUCAGAUGAUGUGGCUGAUGGAUCAUAUUUUCAAGUACACAAACUUUGGAAUUGUUUCUCUGAUUCAUGGAGACUUCUUUAUAAGACAGGGAAGAGCCUAUCGUGACCAACAGCUGCUGGUUCUCAAGAAGCACCUAGAACAUAAUUACAGGAGCAGAGAUCGAAAAUGGAUUGUUUUAUUUCCUGAAGGGGGCUUCCUCAGGAAGAGGAGAGAAACAAGCCAGGCAUUUGCCAAGAAAAAUAACUUGCCAUUUCUUACACACGUCACUUUGCCAAGGUUUGGGGCAACCAACAUUAUCCUGAAUGCACUUGUAGCCCGGCAGGAAAAUGGAAGCCCAGCUGGAGGAGACGCUCGAGGCUUAGAAUGCAAAUCAAGAGGCCUCCAGUGGAUAAUAGAUGCAACCAUAGCGUAUCCCAAAGCUGAACCAAUAGAUAUUCAGACCUGGAUCCUUGGAUACAGGAAACCGACAGUCACUCAUGUUCAUUACAGGAUUUUCCCAAUCGGAGACGUGCCCUUGGAGACAGAGGACCUCACCAGCUGGCUCUACCAGCGUUUUAUUGAAAAGGAGGACCUCCUGUCCCAUUUUUAUAAGACAGGAGCCUUUCCUCCUACCCAGGGCCAGAAGGAAGCUGUUUCCAGGGAGAUGAACCUCAGCAACAUGUGGAUAUUCCUCAUUCAGUCCUUUGCAUUUUUGUCAGGCUACCUGUGGUACAGCAUCAUUCAGUAUUUUUACAGUUGUCUGUUUUAGGAACUGACUUGGACUUGCUACAUAGGAGUUCAGACUUCAUACAUGUGCAUUAUUUUACAUGUACAAAUCAAAAUAUAAAAAUCAAAAUAUAUAAAAGGCAAAGGAAAUUCAAUGGAUGGAUUGAUGUCUAUCCCCCUUUGGGAUAUUUUAAAACUCUACUGCAAUGAGGAUUAGUAAUACAAUGAUGUGCUAAUAUAUUUUAAGAACUUUUCAUGUUUUAAAGAGAUACACUUUACCAUACAUUUAAUGCAGGCAUCACAUUGGGAGAAGAGGAAAUCAUAAAAUCAUCCUAGAAGACUCGGAAAGAAACUGUCGCCACUGGAUGCACUUGGUCAUGCCCCUGUGACUAGCUUGUGAGCUUUAGUUAAGGUUCAGAAGCUAUGCGCCUCUUUCCUAGGGCAGAGCUCUACAACAUUACUGUGUCCAUUCUUCAUGCUGAGGUACUGGUAGCCUGGAGAGCCGGUGGGCACGUUCCUAAGGAGUGGCCUCCUUAUCUAGUAACCCUGGCUAAGGUGAAGCAUUGUCGGUCUCUGUGGGGAGCGGUGUCCACUGUAUACCUGACAUCCCGUGAAAGGCUAGCUCAGCCAGCCCAGCACCAUGUUUACAUGUGCUAGUGCUUUCCCUUCUGUCAGGAGAGGGGGGCACCCACUUUCUCUUUUUGUAUAGAGGCAUAUCAUAGAGUGAUAAUUGUAUUUUACCAAAUGCACUUUUAUCAGAUGCAAAUGUAGAAAGGAUAAUAGCAUAGCCUGAAACAAAGGGAAGCCUCAUCCGUGAGCAGGCUCCCAGGAGGCUUUCCUGUCUGCGUGCUUGCCCGUGAUGCACUCUAGCACCACCUUCAUUGGUCACCUUCCUGACCCCAUUUCCCAAUUGGUAGCUGGAUCUCCUCCCCCCAAUUUUGACAUUGCAGCACCACUAGGGGCGGUUUAAGCAAAUUAAUGUAAAACAUUCACAUGACCAGUUUCAGGGAAAUAGGAAAUAAGAGGUAGAACCAGACCUUGGCUUGCAAUAUUGACAAGGCUCCUGUGUCCCCAAGAAUCUGUGCAGACAUCAGUGUGUUCUGUUACUGUGUCAAGCAGCUGCUCCUCUCAGGGUGGCAGGACCAGGAGGCAGCAGCUCAGAAACACUUCGCAUUCUCUCCAGUUGUUUUCAAAGAGGGCAAAGUCAAGCAGAUUUCUGUUCAUUCUAGAAAACUUUUAUAAAACUUGUCAUUCUGUUCUGUGAUUUACCUCAUAGGAGAACCAAUGCUGGCAAAAAGUGCAGGCACUGCAUCAGUGUUGAGACGGGUUUGGCUGGGGGUGGUAAACUCCUGAGCUUGAAGAAUAGUAAGUCAGCAGUAGUUUUCUGUGGUAUGAACAUUGUAGAGCCCCUAUUGUUACUAGCAACAACUAACAGUUCUGAGAAAUAGGCUGUAAAACAACAACAACAAAAAAAAGACUAAUGUUUUCUGCUUUCAAAUAAACCAAAACAAGAAAGGAAAAGACAUGAAUUCUCCCCAGCUGUGCAGGAAGGUUGACCAACACCAAAUAAAAGCCCAUAGCAGCUUCACCUGUAGCAAACUAGAGCGUGUAGGAGAGAAUGACACGCUACAAGAUACCUCAGUGCCACCACAGCACUGCUGCCAGGCUGCAGAAGACAUUUGGUUUGUUCUCAGUUGUUAGAAAACAUAACUGUUUUGAAACCUAAGCAUUUUACUCUGGUUUACACUGACCGUGAAUCGGCGAAACCAGUCUCAAUGUAGAAAUGAGAGAAGCUGUUCAGGGCCUCUUUUUGAGGCCCAGGAAAGACUAUUACAUUUAAGGAAGAAUUGGAUUGAGACAUUAGUUGGUGGUCUGGGGGAGAAGUUGCUCACUCUCAAGUACAGAUAGCGUGCAGUCCGAGCCAGCAGGCCAUUUUCUCACUGCCCAGCAAGCCACAGACGACACUGGGCAGUCCUGUACAGAAAUGUGACUCUGGCCCACUUUACCACUGCUGUGCUCCAAAGGAACGUGACCUUUAAGUAUACUAUACAUGUUAAGUUCACUCUCCUAAGAUGUGUUUCUUCAACUGCAGUUCCAUUUCCACAGUCUCUAGAGUGACAAUGACUAUAGAUUUGUGAGCCAACUUUUAGUAAUAGAGAUGAGCUGUAAAUAGAUGUGUGUUUGAUCUGUCCUACACCUCUUCAGUUCUUUCAACACGUCUUGUGUGUGAAAAACAUGUUUGGGAGAUUUGAUAGUGCUUCCUUGUCAGUCACUGGAGCCCACCUGCUUGUACUGGGAAAUGUGAAGAGAAAAUAGGUGCUCUUUAUGGCGAUCUGGGGAAUCCACAGUAUGCCACUCUAUAGAGCUCAGUACAACUCCGUUUGUAUUUGGUGUGUAAAGUGGAUGAGAGGUUAAUGUGUUGAGUCGGGGAGGUCAGCAAAGCCAUGUCAGUUUAUCCUGGUGUCCUUGGCAUUUGCCCUCAGCUAGAUUGCCUAGUUUCCCACCACAGGCUGGGUGACUCACUGCUAGAGUCUUUGGCACAAGUGGGACCAUGCAGCAGCUCACCUCACCCUUGGUCUCAGAAGUGGCUGAUGAUAGGACAGAGACACCUGUAAGCAGAGGAGUGAAACUUGAUGGAUAAACAAGUUAGGUGAGAAUUUUAUAGGAAGUUUGAAAAUAUAGGUGUGGGUUCAGAUCUGUCAUGAUGUUAGUUUUGAUAUUACAACUCCUAAUCUCCUACAGCAAAAAGAAACCUAGGGAAUGCUAACAAACUAGUCAAUUACAGGGUAGUUAAUCCAGUGUUAAGUCAUAGGAAGCCAAAAGUUAAAUUUUUUGUAGGAAUUUCUGAUUUUUACUCUCAUCAAACUAUUUUUUUUUCCUUCUAGGGAUGCUUACUACUUUAAAAGUUGAGUUUAGUUUUUUCCACUGACUGAUUUUUGUCUGUAUUUAUGACUGUAUUAAUGAGUAGUGAAAUAACAGGAAGGCAAGACAACCAGUAGGAAGAGAAAGCACCGAAGCUGGCAUAGCCUGUGGGCUGGAAAAGGCAGUCUUAAGUCACCGCUGUGGCCCUCGGCUGUAAUGCUGCUGUCUGGAUCAGCACUGAGAGGCCAUGUGGCUCCUCCUCGUUCAUUUGUCUUAGUGAUGUGUCUUGACAAUCGGUACCUAAAGACUCGACCAACUAGUUAUUCCUGGGUAUAAGCUCAGAAAAUAGUCUUUGAUCAUAGUCUUUUGUUUAUGUUUAAAAACAAAUAUUUUGUUUGCACUACUGAAUAGGAAGGUUUAACUGAUCUUUUUUUGUGGUUUUUCAUCUUCUUCUCUGAAGUCACUACAUACUAGUGAACACAGGAUUUCUCCCAAAGUCAUCAUUACAAGAAGUGUAUUCAGCCAGGAUGGUGAUAAUGGUGUCUUGUAUGGGGUUUUGCCCUACAAGUGCUCUGAGCCUUCUGUCUAUCAGCAGGCCGGAGAGAGUUCUUGGCCACAGGUGUGCCAGUGCAUGUGACAAGGGGCACAGACUAAUGUGUUUGGGACCAAAGCCAUCUAAGUUGGAAAUGUGUGGAUCACAAGAGAGCCUGGCAUGCUGUGGAGCAGUCACUGGUGUGUGCUCUCUGGUGGUCACUUCGCAUCAGCCCUGGGUGACUGCAAGGUACUGAGAAUAUACUACAGGUUCCAAACUGUCGGGACAAUGUCAUAGUCACAUGAAAGACACAAUCUGGGGUUUCCUGCAGAAUCUCCACCUGAGGGGUUUUACAUUUAAUAUUUUUUUAAAACAGUGUAAAGAGCAAAAAAAAAAAAAAAGUAUGUGUAUUCUAGUUGCAAAGUAUGCAGACACUUUGAAUGACUUUAUUUUUAUUGUGUAAAACUGUUGACACAACUGUUGUGCACAAAUUCUUUACAUGUAAGGAGUCUAUGCAUUUUACAGUAACAUAUCUUAUGAUUGGGUAAUAAGACAGUUACACAUCCAACUGCCAUUAUUUUUAUUAAGUGCUUUCACUUUCUUUACAGUUAUUACAAAGUUAUAUUUAUUUUCUACAGAUUGGUGUUUGUUUUCAUGAUGCUGUAAUGUUUACUUCAGCUAGUUGAGCUUUCUUUGUGAUCUGCAUGUCACAGUGUGUGUUUUAAGAAUGACUCUAAAGGCCGUGGCAACUGUAACUCACUUUUGUAAAGGGCUGGUCAUAUGUGGAUCUGGUGUCUGGAUACAUCGGGGAAGAGCUUACCAGAUCAUCUUUUCAGAAAUUUAGAUGUUGUGAACACCAAACAAAGCAUUUUCUCAGCAAAAAUUAAUAGCUGGUUCUAUUUUUUUUUUUUAAUGUAGAGAAAAUAAAGUAAUUUUUUUUCAAAAAUAAUGCUUUUAAUUCUUAGUGGGGCGGGCGUCUGUGCUGUCUCAGCUCCCCAGCACUGAGUGCUGCUGCCUGUGCCUGGAGCUCAUGCUCAGUGGCCGGUGAGAAAACUACCAGGUUCCUUCUUGGACUUACAAGGUUUGCACCUUCUGGUCCUCUGAGUGGGUGUGCACUGGCGAAUGGUUAGCCGUCCUCUCUCUCGGAAAAAAUUAUGUACGUACACGUAUACACGUGUGCAAUAAAUUUUGUUGCUAACAGAUUCUUAGUGCAGUUAGCAAAUAAUAAAAUAUAAAUAGAAUAUAGUUGUCAUUGGUGAACCCUCAGAGCCAACUUGUGACAAUAUCAACCAUGAUUUGAUUGAUGGCAUUAUGUCCUGCUACACUAACCAUCUCCAGAUAAACUCCUUCAGUCUAAUCUAGUAUAUGACUUAUAUUAAAUUCUUACCCUUGUACAGAAUGUCUUUUUAGUUUUAGAAUUAAUUAGAAGUUUAGAUAAUUUAUUUUUAAUUAUAUUAAACCCUAAAUUUAGGGACUGAAGAGAUGCCUAACCGGCUAAGAGCACUGAAUACUCUUCCUGAGGAACUGAGUUCAAUUCUAAGCACCCACAUAGCAGCUCACAACUGUCUGUAAUUCUAAGAUCUGACACAAAUAUAUACAUGUAGGCAAAACACCAGUGUACAUAAAAAUGUUAUUAAAAAAAAAAACUAAAUGAUCAGCUCUUAGAGACAAGUUAGAGCUACCUUCAUCACACCACUGUCCUGGUCUUUUUGUUUUUAAUAUGUUUUAAUUACUAGGGUUGAAUAAAAUUCACAGAAUUUAUUUACUCACUAAUCCAAGAAAAAUCCUAUCAUUGGCCCUUGCAGGUUUUAAAGCGUGUGAAAAGCACUGACAUCAGUGUGAGCAAGGGAGCUUCCGGUUCUGGAGAGCCUGAGAAAGCAGGCUUCUCAAGGAAAACAGGGCUGGCACGCUGCGUUCUCAAAGCUGAGUAAAUGUGGUACGCCUGUCACUAGGAUGGCUGUUUUUUUACAUUAAAAACAUUGAUAGUUUAGUCACUUGUUUGUGGAAUGUUUGACCCCAUUGAAAAUGUUUAAUGUAUUAAAAUAUCUUGCACAAUCCUACCAAAUAAGUUAAAGGGUUACAGUUGCGUCUACCUCUUCUUUUCCUGGCUGGAUUUAAGAUGCUGGUUGGCUGAGGCUGAAGUUUUAUUUUCCUUCUGAAGUACUGUAUGUGGAAGACAACAGACUGGGGACCGAGGCCUGAAAGCAGAUUUGAGGCUCUUUGAGAUCUGUUACUGACCAGCCCUAUUGCCUGUGAACUGGGGGAAAGCCAUUGUUUUUAAUGCCCACUUAAUAUGAAAAUGUUUGUUAAAAAAAAAAAUGUUUCUUGCUGGUGAAAAAUGUAUUUUUAAAAGGCAAAACCAAAUCCUCUUUUGGUCUGAGAAGUCAGCUGUAUGAGCAGGUGUGACCGUAUCAUAAUAUGCUGAUGUCAUAGAAAUCAAUAAAUUUUUACCUCUCA
This is a messenger RNA of Meriones unguiculatus (Mongolian gerbil), 7260 nucleotides long. RefSeq names its product lysophosphatidylglycerol acyltransferase 1 (gene Lpgat1). Bases 235 to 1452 code for a protein of 405 amino acids. Gene Ontology annotation, molecular function: acyltransferase activity. The transcript is spliced from 8 exons. Lineage: Eukaryota; Metazoa; Chordata; Mammalia; Rodentia; Muridae. The record is from RefSeq and is a predicted model, not a curated record. Gene Ontology annotation, cellular component: endomembrane system.